AUGUUCAACACAUCUCAACUCCCGAGCCAGCAUCUAUGGCGAAGAUUCACCGGGAGGGAGUCACUACUCUCUGAGAGCGAAUGCGCUAGCGGGGACCGGCGCGAUCUGAACAUCAUCUUCGUCCAUGGCCUCAGAGGGCAUCCACGCGGGACAUGGUCGCAUCUACGGCCCACUUCUACGACCGGUCGCAACGAAGACACAGAUACGCGCACCAACAAGCACAAGAACAUCAAGACCUUCUUCGGGCUGAAGAAGAGCAAGAAAGAGACGGACGGCAGCGGGUUACCGUAUCUAUAUACCUAA
Molecule: messenger RNA, 303 nt
Organism: Pseudogymnoascus destructans
Lineage: Eukaryota; Fungi; Ascomycota; Leotiomycetes; Thelebolales; Thelebolaceae
Exons: 2
Coding region: 1-303 (100 amino acids)
Source: RefSeq, a predicted model, not a curated record